AUGGCCGGAAUCAAGAAGUUCCCAUUACAGACCAGCAAUAACGCCAAUAUCCCAAGCUGGAAUUCCAUGGCACCCUCUAGCAAGACCAUCGAAGAAAUCUACACAAAGAAGAAUCCAAUUGAACAUAUCCUUCUCCGACCUGACACCUACGUUGGAUCGAUCGGGAAACGCCCUCAGAAUCUCUGGGUCUACGAAAGAGGGGAAAUGGUCUACCGCAACGUCAAUUACGUCCCUGGUCUCUACAAGAUAUUCGAUGAAAUCCUCGUCAAUGCCGCCGACAACAAACAGCGUGACCCAUCCAUGGAUUCAAUCAAGGUCGAUAUAAAUGUUGAACAGAACUGUAUCAGUGUAUAUAACAAUGGCGAAGGUAUUCCGAUCGAGAUCCACCAGAAGGAAGGGGUUUAUGUGCCGGAAUUGAUUUUUGGGCAUCUUUUGACUAGCAGUAAUUACGAUGAUGCAAUAAAGACGACGACUGGUGGGAGGAAUGGAUAUGGGGCGAAGCUAACUAAUAUCUAUUCUUUGGAAUUUGUUAUCGAGACUGCAGAUGGUAAGAGGAAGAAGAAAUAUAAACAGAGGUGUUUGUCUUCAUUGUUGCAUGAUCUACAAUUUAACUUCUACAAAGUUUAA
Telopea speciosissima is the source of this 627-nucleotide messenger RNA. RefSeq names its product DNA topoisomerase 2-like. Gene Ontology annotation, biological process: sister chromatid segregation; resolution of meiotic recombination intermediates. Gene Ontology annotation, cellular component: nucleus. The record is from RefSeq and is a predicted model, not a curated record. Lineage: Eukaryota; Viridiplantae; Streptophyta; Magnoliopsida; Proteales; Proteaceae. The transcript has 2 exons. Bases 1 to 627 code for a protein of 208 amino acids.